AUGCUAUCUUCAGGCACGCUCAAUUUGAAGUUUAUGAAAAGGAAUCUAGUCACCACAACGAAUCCCAUCACAGAUGAGAAAGUUGAACAUUCAAUUAAUUCUGAAAGAUCUGAUUCAUAUAAUUUAGUCGAUCGUAAAGGAAAACAAAAAGAAAUCCAAACAAAGGUGGUGUAUGAAGACUCUUUAAUGAGUUUUCCUGUAUUACAUCCUUUUGGUUCAUUCUCAUCAUCCAAAGAAACUUCUAUGUCUACAUUUGCUGGUAGAAGAAGUUUUGGAAACUUUAAUAGUGCAGUUGAACAAUUAGGACAACCUAUCAUCAAGCCUUCCACAUCUUUAGCCGCUGCUCAACAAUCAUCACAACCUUCUCGACCUCAAGACACACAACAGUCUAGCUCGACAAAAGUGAAGCGUAAACCAGUCAAUCCAUCGCAAGACAAGCCAGCACGAAGUCAACCAAAACCUCCGAUAGCCUCCCAAGCUAAAGUAACAAAUGAGAAACCUACCAAAGAGAUUCCUAAGACCAGUGGAUUUCAAAAACCAUUUCAAAGUACUCAAAUCAAAUCGAAUCCGAAAAAACGAAGUACCAGCGAAACUCAAUCGACUUCUGAUCUCACAUCCACUUCUCAAUCAAGUAAAAAAAGAAAAUCACAAACACCUAGUACUUCACAAAAAGGAAAACCAAAACUUUCAAAAGAACUUCAAUCGGGUAGUAGCUCAGAGGAGAGUGAAACGGUUCAUCGUGAGAUCGAACCUCACAAGCUUCACCAGAGCUCCUGCAAAGCACGCGAAGAUCUUUUGCAAAAUUUCACUCAAAAGAGAUCAGAGGAAAUCGAGUGA
Messenger RNA from Melampsora larici-populina 98AG31, 837 nucleotides. RefSeq lists its product as uncharacterized. Gene Ontology annotation, biological process: maturation of 5.8S rRNA. The transcript is spliced from 4 exons. Bases 1 to 837 code for a protein of 278 amino acids. The record is from RefSeq and is a predicted model, not a curated record. Lineage: Eukaryota; Fungi; Basidiomycota; Pucciniomycetes; Pucciniales; Melampsoraceae.